Molecule: messenger RNA, 1550 nt
Organism: Neopsephotus bourkii (Bourke's parrot)
Lineage: Eukaryota; Metazoa; Chordata; Aves; Psittaciformes; Psittacidae
Product: NAD-dependent malic enzyme, mitochondrial-like
Exons: 11
Biological process (GO): malate metabolic process; pyruvate metabolic process
Cellular component (GO): mitochondrion
Molecular function (GO): malate dehydrogenase (decarboxylating) (NAD+) activity; malate dehydrogenase (decarboxylating) (NADP+) activity; NAD binding
Source: RefSeq, a predicted model, not a curated record
CCCCGUCCCUCCGCGCUGAUUCGCUGUCGCUCCCGCCUCAUUAACAUAUCACAGGCCGUGCCUUGUCGCGGUUUCCCUUGUGUCAGGGCGGGAAAGGCAGUUGAUUGGCUGAGCGCGGCCAUGGGCGGGCUAGCGGGCUUCCCUCUCAUUGGCUGCUCGGUGCUGUCGGUCACGGGUGACGCCCCGCCCUCCGGGGUGUCCCUCGCCGGCGCCUCCUUGUCCGUCUCAUUCAGUGGUGGGCUCCGCGGCGGACGGAGCUCUGGCGGUGGGAGUUGCUGGGGCACAAUAGACACAGGUCCUCGGCCAGCAUCGCUCGGCAGGCAGCAGCCGCAGCAGCAGGAGGAGGUAGAUCCCGUUCUGGUGCAGUAUAAGAGGAAAGAUGUUUUCCCGACUGAGAGCCGCUACCACUCCCUGUGCAAUGGCAUGUCGCAGCGUGCACACGAAAGAGAAGGGCAAGCCACUGAUGUUGAACCCAAGAACAAACAAGGGUAUGGCCUUCACAUUACACGAACGACAAAUGCUUGGGCUGCAAGGACUUCUACCUCCUAAAAUAGAGACACAAGACAUUCAAGCCUUACGCUUCCAUAAGAAUUUGGCAAAAAUGACUGAUCCCUUGGAAAAGUAUAUCUAUAUAAUGGGAAUCCAAGAGAGAAAUGAAAAAUUAUUCUAUAGGGUAUUACAAGAUGAUAUCGAGCGGUUAAUGCCAAUUGUAUACACUCCAACAGUGGGCCUUGCCUGCUCCCAGUACGGCCACAUCUUCAGGAGACCAAAAGGAUUAUUUAUUUCUAUCUCAGACAGAGGCCAUAUAAGGUCAAUUGUGAACAACUGGCCAGAGAAUGACGUUAAGGCUGUUGUUGUAACUGAUGGAGAAAGAAUAUUAGGUCUCGGAGAUCUAGGUGUGUAUGGGAUGGGAAUUCCAGUAGGAAAACUGUGUUUGUAUACAGCCUGUGCAGGAAUACAUCCAGAUAAAUGCUUGCCUGUGUGCAUCGACGUUGGAACUGAUAAUACAACACUCUUAAAAGAUCCAUUUUAUAUGGGACUAUACCAAAAAAGGGAUCGCUCUCAGGUCUAUGACGACCUAAUUGAUGAAUUUAUGGAAGCCAUUACAGACAGGUAUGGCCAGAACACACUUAUCCAGUUUGAAGACUUUGGAAACCACAAUGCUUUUCGUUUUUUAAGGAAGUACAGAGAGAAAUAUUGUACCUUCAAUGACGAUAUUCAAGGGACAGCUUCAGUGGCUUUGGCAGGACUGCUGGCAGCACAGAAAGCCACGGGUAAACCACUUGCAGAGCAGAAAGUGCUGUUCCUUGGGGCAGGAGAGGCUGCACUGGGAAUUGCAAACCUCAUUGUUAUGGCUAUGAUGGAAAGUGGUGUUUCUGCUGAGGAAGCCUAUAGGAGAAUAUGGAUGUUUGACAAAUAUGGUUUACUGGUUCAGGGCCGAGAACAAAAGGUUGAUGCUAAUCAAGAACCAUUUACGCAUCAGGUUCCAGAGCAGAUACCAAAGACAUUUGUGGAGGCAGUGAAUGUACUUCGGCCUUCAGCUAUCAUUG